Amborella trichopoda is the source of this 1412-nucleotide messenger RNA. The record is from RefSeq and is a predicted model, not a curated record. NCBI's taxonomy places the organism in Eukaryota, Viridiplantae, Streptophyta, Magnoliopsida, Amborellales, Amborellaceae.
GCCAACAGUACGUUAACCGUCCACUCUUUGCUUCUUCCUCUCCCUCACGCAUUCUCUCUCUCUCUCUCUCUCUCUCUCUCUCUCUCUCUAAAUGCAUUCCCCCAUUUUCCAAUCCUCCACUCUCUUCUCCCCUCUCUCUGUGUUCCCAAACUUGUUGAGGUCUUCUUCAAUGGGUAGUAAUAAUGAUGGGAAGGAGCUAAACAAUAAUGGGGCAGGAGAAGUUAACAGUGAUGCUGAUUUUGGCUCUCCAAUAAAUGCUAGGGUUCCCUUCACUAACCUCAGCCAGGUGGAAUCUGAUCGGGCUAUUGCGAAGACUCUACAGCAACAGGAAAGAGCAUAUAUGAUGUUCAAGAGGGACAGGGAGUUGGCUGAAGACUCACUGUCCACAAGUACCAGUUAUGGUGAUGGAGACUAUGAAGAAGAGGAAGAAGAUAGUGAUGCCGAAGAUGAUGAUUAUGAUGACGAAUUUGAUGUUGAAUCACAUAUCAGUGCGAGAAGGGAGCAGAUUGAUGGUGAGACAAAUGAAAGGGAUAUAGAAAGAGAUGAAGCUCAUGACAUGGCUGAUCGUAUGUCAGCCCUUGCUGGCAUUAAUGACUGGGAAAUUGAGAAUUUGGAAGAACUCAGCACAAACUACGAGGAUACAUCUGAAGAUGUUGAUCCAGAUGAGUUGUCCUAUGAGGAGUUGAUUGCACUAGGUGAAGUAGUUGGAACACAAAGUAAAGGCCUAUCUUCCAAUAUCAUAUCAUCCUUGCCUUCUAUUGUUUUUAGGCCUGCAUCUGCCAAUGACGGCAAUCUUGAUCAGUGUGCGAUAUGUCAAGUGGACUAUGAAGAAGGAGAAGCACUCGUGAACCUUCCCUGUAAACAUGCAUACCAUUUGGAGUGCAUAAACAAUUGGUUUCAAAUAAACAAGGUAUGUCCUGUCUGCAAUAAAGAGGUUUCGACUUUGAACAAAUAGGUUGGGGGGUGGAUUAACUUGGUCUGUUUUCCUCCAUCAUUGGAUCCCAUCUAGAAUAAUAGUGGUGCCAGUUUGUGUGGCUUGAUCAAAAGAAACCAACCAAUACAUCAUUUGUUAUGUGAUGGAAGAAUUAGAUCUCUUGAGCAAAAUAAAAUAUGACUUUAUUGCUCAGGGGGUGAUUUGAAAAUGUAAAAUGUAUGUUGUCAUAGUGCAUGAAUAUGGUCAAUUUGGUUCAAAUAUAGCUUAUGGCCCUACUUUGAGCUGCCUUUGCCCAUAUGGCUAGUACUUCUUUCUUUGUUUUUAUUAAAUAAUACUGUUCAAUGGAAGGGACCAUGGUCAGAAGUUCCAUUUGCAAUGGGGAAGUGUAUAAAUGACCAUGCCAAUGCUGUUGACAAGCAGUUCUGCCUUAUUUGGGUGCUGCUUUGCAGCAUGUAAUUCAUUGUUUAUUAUUCUUACA